AUGGCAGGAGCGGGGUGCCCUGUGCUGCUGGUGCCCCUUCUCGCGUCCCUUCUCUCGUGGUGCGACCUGAAAUGUGGUCUUCGUCCUAUUGAUCUGAAGAGCCCAGAGGAUUUUCUACCACUUAGCUCCUUCUCUCGAAUCGUUGGUGGGAGAGACUCUGUUCCCGGAGGUCAGCCUUGGCAGGUGUCCCUCAAACUGGGUCCUUUCCAUUUCUGUGGUGGCAGUCUAGUCCGAGAAGAUGUGGUUAUCACUGCAGCUCACUGCGUGGCCAACCUGGAGCAGAAGCUCCUGGGGCGGCUGGUGGUGACGGUGGGGGAGCACCGCCUGCGGCAGGCGGACCGCGAGGAGCAGAGCAUCCCGGUCUCGCGCGUGGCCGUGCACCCGGGCUUCGAGGCGCGGCGCUACCCGCACCGCGACGUGGCGGUGCUGCGGCUGCAGCGCCCGGCGCGCACUGGGGAUGAGGUCCACCCCAUCUGCCUUCCCCACAGAGAUGAGGACUUUGAGGCUGGGACCCUGUGCGUGGCUAGCGGCUGGGGCAAAAUGUCAGAGGGUGCUGGGGAGCCGGCGGCCGUGCUGCAGGAGGUGGAGCUGCCCCUCAUCGACGACGAGACCUGCGGGGCCCUGCUGAGGGACGCGGACCUGCCGGCGCCGCCGCGGGGCUCCGUGCUCUGUGCGGGCUUUCCCGACGGCGGGAAGGACUCCUGCCAGGGUGACUCUGGAGGCCCCCUUGCGUGCAUGAGACCCAGCGGUGCCUGGACCUUGGCCGGUGUGGUGUCCUGGGGGGUCGGCUGUGCCAGGGGCUGGGAUGCCCCACAGAGGCUUGCCGUGGCCCAUGGCUCCCCAGGUGUCUUCUCCCGGGUGGCAGCAUUCGUGGACUUCAUCGCUCAGCACAUGACAGCUGCUGCUGUGCCAAGCCCUCUUCCUGUGCCAACUCAGUGCAGUUCCCAAGGCAUACCGGUUUUUGGAGAAAAUGGUCGUGUUCAGUAUCCCCAGUCUUUGCAGGAUAAUUACCCUGACAACAGCCUGUGCAUUUGGAAUAUAACAGUGCCAGAAGAGAAGAUCAUCUUGAUACACUUCACCAAACUAGAUGUAGAGAGCCAGCUUGGGUGUGACUCUGAUUACGUGUCCAUCUACUCAAGUACAAGAGAAUUAAUCAGUAAGAUGUGUGGGGAUGUGCUACCAGCCCCUCUGCUGAUAGAGUCACACAGAGCCACUGUCACAUUUGUUUCUGAUGGAGGCAAUACUGGCCGUGGUUUUGAGCUUGCCUUCAUGGCCAUCCCUAAGGAAUCUGAAGCAGGUUCAGGCUGUGGGAGUGUGGCAAUCCUAGUGGAAGAGGGAAAGAUUGAUACUGCUAAUUACCCUGGCCUGUAUCCCAGGAACACGAAGUGCCACUGGCUCAUUGAGGCUCCAGUAGAGAAUACCAUAAAGCUGGAAUUUGAAGACUUUGCUGUUGAACUGAGUCCGAGCUGUAUUUAUGAUGCAGUUACUGUUUACAGUGAUGCAGAAGAAGAAAACCAGUUGGCUAAUCUCUGUGGAUUCUCCAUUCCUAAACCCCUACUGAGCCCUGAGAAUACAAUGCUGGUGCAUUUUGAGAGUGAUGGGGAGAACAGCUUCAGAGGAUUCAGAGCCAGGCUCACUUUUGUUCAUUCAGAAGAAGUGGAAAGAGAAAACUUAGGAUCAACUACUGUGCCAACAUUGCCUCUGGAAGAUGGCCCCUUGGGUGCCUGUGGACUUCCUGUGGUUGCUCCCCGGUGGCUGUUCCAGCGUCUUACUGGGAGCGAAGAGGCCUGUCCCCUCUGCUGGCCUUGGCACGCGGCCUUGAAGCUCCUUGGGGACUACCAGUGCGAUGGGGCUGUUGUGAGCCCCGUGUGGCUGCUGACAAGUGCCCGCUGCGUGCGGCUAUCCAAUAAACCCUUGCACUGGACUGUGACAGUAGGGGACCAUGACAGAGCCCUGAGAGAGUCGACAGAACAGAGGAGGCGGGUGAAAGCCAUUGUGGUGCAUCCCAAUUUUGACCCAGUGAGCUAUGACUCUGACAUUGCCCUGGUUCAACUAGAUGCUCCUGUGGAGUACAGCACUGCUGUGAGGCCAGUGUGUUUGCCCAACAGAACAGAGCCCUUAUCUUCCUCUUCCCUCUGCGCGGUGUCUGGAUGGGGAAUCACUGAAGCAGGUGGGAGCCGAGCUAAGCGACUGCAGCAGACACAAGUUCCUGUACUUGAGAAUGAAGCCUGUGAGAGAAACUACUACUUAAAUCACCCUGGAGGGAUCACAACUAGGAUGCUUUGUGCAGGUUUUGCCUUUGCUAGAGGGCAGGACUCCUGUCAGGGUGGUUCUGGUGGCCCUUUGGUUUGCAGCAAGGAAAAUGGACCAUUUGUUCUUCAUGGCAUUGCCAGCUGGGGAGCUGGCUGUACCAGACCAAAGAAACCAGGAGUCUACUCAAGGGUGAGGACUUUCCUGGAUUGGAUCAGACUAACCAUGAAAGAAUGCAUGUCACAAGUGGAAUCAGAAGAGCCCAGGGGCUUUAUCACGGUUACUUCAUUGUCAGGAUAUGUGGAAAGCCGAGAGCCCUCGGAUGCUCUGACUGCCUCUGAAGGGCAUGAUGAAGACUACAGCAAAGCAUUUGUCAAUGCUAACACCACUCAACUGUCAGGAGGAGUUUCCUGGGAUUUAUGA
Messenger RNA from Tinamus guttatus (white-throated tinamou), 2673 nucleotides. The record is from RefSeq and is a predicted model, not a curated record. NCBI's taxonomy places the organism in Eukaryota, Metazoa, Chordata, Aves, Tinamiformes, Tinamidae.